Molecule: messenger RNA, 1743 nt
Organism: Saccostrea cuccullata (small rock oyster)
Lineage: Eukaryota; Metazoa; Mollusca; Bivalvia; Ostreida; Ostreidae
Product: intermembrane lipid transfer protein VPS13D-like
Exons: 12
Coding region: 157-1716 (519 amino acids)
Biological process (GO): protein targeting to vacuole; protein retention in Golgi apparatus; mitochondrion organization
Cellular component (GO): extrinsic component of membrane
Source: RefSeq, a predicted model, not a curated record
UUUCAGUUAACAUACAGUUCUAAACAUGACCCAUCCAUCCAGAAGCCAGCACGACUUGUGUUUGAUGUCAAACAGGAAGGAAAAGCUCGUAAACUGAUAACGGUCAGAUCAGCACUGAUUGUCAGAAAUGAACUUGACUCCAGCAUUGACCUUAAGAUGGCCACACACUCAGGCUUGGAAGGUAAAUUUAACAUCAUUGAAAUCCCAGCCAAUGGAACCUUACCACUUCCACUUCCAUAUGUGUCUUCCAUGCUCUAUGUUAGGCCAUCUGAUUGGCCGGUCAAGUAUUGCAAUCAACCAAUCCAAUGGCAGCAUGUUGGUUUGGCAGGGGAAGUCAAGGAGAGAAUAAUGAAAUGUGACUCUUCGGAAAGGAAUGGUGUUUAUAGAUUCUGUGUGUCAGUCAAGCGGGAGAACUACCCUGAGCAAUUACUGACAGAGGACUCGAGUUUGAUUCUACCAGGACACACAGUAUCCAUACGUCCACCUGUGAUCAUUCGUAACCUUCUGCCCAUAGAGCUGAGAUACUACAUCAAAGACACACAGAUCUGUGGAACAGUGAAGACAGGAGAGAAGGCCUACCUACAUGCUGCCGAUCCCCAGCAGGCGUUGGAGCUGGGACUGAAUCUGGAGAACUUCCCCACCUGUAAAGAGUUGGUGGUUCCCCCUGUCACCACCUGCCCCCAGUACCACAAGGUCAAGAUUCGUCUGUACGACACCAAGAAACGGCUGCUGGAGUUAGUCAUCAAAAUCAUCUUCAGGAAGGGAGGAUCUGUCUCUAUCCAUGUGACGGCCCCUUACUGGUUGGUCAACAAGUCAGGGCUCCCCCUGGUGUUCAAACAGGACUUCUCCCAGCAGGAUGCUGGUGGACAGUACGAGGAACAUGAACUGGCCCGCUCCGUCACCCCACUACUGUUCUGUUACGCCGAGAAGGACCUUCCCAAUCUAUGUACAAUGAGAGUAGGAAAGUCAGUGCAGGGUCCAGACAGUGUCCCUGUGUGGUGUAAGCGGUUCUCCCUGGAGAGUGGUACCGGCAUGAGGAGACUGAAUGUGGUUCCCAAGACUGGCAACCGCCCAGACUGGGUGUACAACAUUGGUAUAGGGGUUCACCAAGGGAAGGGACUCUAUGCUGACACAAACAUUGUGACCUUUGCCCCCUUGUAUGAAAUUGACAACCAAUCCAGUCACAAAUUAGCGAUCGCUCAGAGACAUCUUGCCCAGUCUGAAACAAUGAAGCUAGACACCUGUUUGAUUGCCCUUCCACAAUGUAAGCUUCCAUUUCAUUGGCCAAGACUUGACCUUGACCAGUUGUUAUGUGUAAAUCUAUUGGAUGUGGGAUCUUCCUCCUGGUCAGGUGGAUUCAGAAUUGACAAAACGGAUUCUUUCCACAUUAAUAUAAGGGAUGAUCAGAACGUGAGUCAUCUGCUGAAGGUGGAGAUAGUGAUGGAGGGACCCACCUACUUCAUUGUGUUUGGGGACGCAGGGGAAGUCCCCCCUCCCAUCAGAAUCGACAACUGGGCUGAAAUUCCUGUGGAAUAUUUCCAAAGUGACACAACAGAACAGAAGCUGAAAGCUUUUGUUCAGCCUGGGGUACAAUUACCUUAUGCCUGGGAUGAGCCAAUGUUGAGUCACUCCAUAACACUGAGAGUUAAGGGAGGAACUAGUGCCACCUACAAUAUGGACAAACUGGAGGAAAGGGAAGCAACUCUGUUAUCCUAACUUUAUUUACCUGGCGCAUCAGCUACC